CGGCGAACUCGACUCAGCUGAUCGAAGUCGACUGAGUUGAGCUGCGCAACAUAAAGACAAGACGGCAAAAUGAGUCUGUUCGGAAAGAAACGUCAGGAUGAGGUGGAGGCUGCCAGACAUAUGGCCAUCAAGCUAACCCUCAGCAAAGAAGUGGCAUCAUCUAUCAAAAAGCUCCAGCGAGAUCACAUUAGUCUUGAUUCAGCCAUUAGAAGUGGUGACACAGCAAAUCGGUUCUGUAAUGUAAUGGAGGCCAUCCUGCUACAUGAGUUGAAGGAUUCAUACUCAUCCAAGACUUUUUGGCCUUUUCUGAUAAAGUUCACACACAGAGAUGUUAUAGAACAGAUCAAGGAAUUGUCUUUCAUCAAAACUGAGGUUGGAUUUUGUAGGGCGUGGGUUCGACUGGCUCUUAAUGACUGUCUAAUGGAGAGUUAUAUAUCAGCCAUUCUGAGAGACAGCAAGGCUAUUAGGCAGUACUACGGUCGUAACUCAUUCUUCCGAGAUCCAGAGCAACCAUUUAUCAUCAACAAUUACCUGCAAGGUCUAUGCAACUUCUCCUUCCAACUCUCACACAACUCCACCCUGCUGAAUGUCUGGGGCGCAGCGCCCUCUAUGUUGAAGGGUUCCUGGUCUCCACCCGGCGACAAUAAGGCAAACGACGCAACAGCUCCAAGACCUUCAACAGAUCUUACAGCCUCAUUUCAAGACUGGCCAGCUGCAACCAGUCCAUUGACCUCAUCAACAGCGAGCUUCACCAUACCCGAUGGUGCCUUGCACGUGACACCCACCAAUUCCCUUGACAUGCCAUACCACGUAGGCAGCUUCCACGAGAGUGAGAUGAGCACCAACUUGCUGCGCAGCCUGGCUGAAGACGAGAAGGGAACGACCAGGGAUUCGGUUGCAGCGCUGAGUCGUAAGAUUGAAGAACAACCAUCAGUGGUCUUAGAGGAAUCAGAAGACUUUGAGGAUAGUAUUGUCAUCCAUAUGUCUCCUACUCAGAACACAUCGAUUCAAGAAGAAGAUAAACCUCCUGAUGAUGCCCCAGAUACCGAGCAUUCCCAUCUCCAGAACAUGAAUGUACAUUCGUCUCCUUCCAAGAACCCGUUUGAAGAUGAGGAUGCGGAGGAUGCUGAAUCCUUUAAUCAAGGGCAUGUCAAUGAUAGUGAUGCACAAACCAAAGAAGAGCUGUCCAUCGCGUCAGGCCUUACUAAGUAUCCUGGUGAGGAAAAUAGACAUGCACCAAAGAUUCCAUCUAAUCAAGAAGCAGAUGAUCCUACUUCUUUCUAUUCAGACAACAUCAGUAAGGAAACAAAUCUCAAAAUGAAGAUCGAAAGGGACGACUUUGAUGAUAACCCAUUUUUCAAAGCUGAUGUUAACAAGGAUGCAGAGAACCCUAAUGAUGGGAUAAAGAAACCAAGGAUACCCUCCUUGCAGGAGGAGCUUGAUGCGGCAGAGGGAGGGAUGUACGUGUCUAGAUCCAACAUUGAAUAUUACAAAGAGGAUGAUGAUGAGGACGAGGAGGGUGACGGUGAUUACCAUGGCGAUGUGAGGAGAGGAAAGGAGAAAGAAGUCCAGUCAGGAAAGGUUGAUGAUAUGAGAACAUGUAACUCAAGGGACCAGGGAUUGGAUGAGAGAGGGUUGCUUGAGGAAGACAGGAUGGGAAGAGUUUCAGCUGGUGAAAAUGAUGGAGGAGAGAGGGAGGAGUUUACUAGUUCCCAUGGCAACAGUCUUGGAAGAAACAGAGGCUGGUCCUCAGAGUUCCACAGACCUACAUCAACGAUGUCUGAAGAUACUACAGAUGGAUACACAAGGCAAGAGAGCUAUCAAACAUUGCUGAAGAACUACAUGGACACCACAGACAAGGCCAUCACUCCUGUCAGUAACCUUUCACCUUUGACCUCUCCUACCAGUGACACGACCAGCAAAGAGAUGUCUACACCACCCCCUAUGAAGAGUUCUGCACCUACUUCUCCUCAACCUGCAGAUUUUCCUCUGGAUUUUGAAAUCAUUCCCUUCAGCAGCUCACCGGCCUCUAAAUAUGCCGACUCGCGCACACAAGACUUGCUCUCCCGGGUGACGAAUAUCGCUAAUGAGAAGGGUCUGGACUCCCAGAACUACCAAUGUAAAGGCUGCACGAGACCAGUGGGCAUCAUCUACGGCAAGGCCAAGGUGUGUGGGUACGAUGGAUGCUACUACUGCUAUGAAUGUCACAUAGAUGAGGAGGCUAUCAUACCUGCCAGGGUUCUUUACAACUGGGAUUUCAGGAAACAAAAAGUUGCCAAGCACACCAAGAGUUUCUUGCAGCAGAUAGAGGCUAUGCCCUUGAUUGACAUAGCUCAAACCAACUCAUCACUCUACAAGGCUGUUCAGGAGCUAGAAGAAGUCAAGGGAGUGCGUAUGCAGCUGAAGUACCUGAAAGCCUACUUGUUCACCUGCAAGCAGUCAGUAGCAGAAGAACUCAAGAAGAGGGUGUGGCCAAGGGAAUACAUGCUGGACCAUGUUCAUCUAUACUCCAUGCUGGACUUCACCCAGGUGCAGGCAGGAACACUCUCUCCCAUUCUCAGGAAGGUGGUGGUGUUUGCAGUCAAGCAUGUUCAACAGUGCGCCCUCUGUAGUCAGAAAGGAUUCAUCUGUGAGAUCUGUGAGAACAGCAAGAUCAUCUAUCCCUUCGAUACGGAUCUUACUGUUCAGUGUGACAAAUGCAAGUCAGUGUACCACAGAGCGUGCAAGACGGAGAUGAAACCCUGCCCCAAGUGUGUGCGAAGGAAAGUGAGGAAGACCCAGGCCGACCAGAACGCGAGCGAAGCAAACUUUGUCUCUCCCUUCACUUGAUGAGCAUGAGGAGGACCAGACCAAGGGCCCGUUUCACAAAGCCUUUUUUCAAUGGCAAAUGACAAAAAUCAGUGACAAAUCUGCUGAUAACCAAUCAGAAGCAAGGAUUUCAGUAGCUUAUAACAAAAACUGCAAUUUGUCACUGAUGACAAGUUUUGUGAAACGCCCCCCCCCCCCCCCCCUGGGCCCUGUUUCAUAAAACUUGUUAUCAAUAACAAAUGCUGAAUUUCUAUGACAAAGUUGCUCUCAGCCAAUCAAAUGGCAUGAUUUCAGUAGCUUAUAACAGUUACACUAUUGUCUUGCUAUUGAUGAAAAGUUUGAUGAAAAAGGGCCCAGAUGCCACAAGUUGCCUUUCAUUCUCAUAUAAAGUGGUUGCCUUAAUGGCCCUUUAUUGCAUCGAUCAAAGACCUACAUGUAUUUAACUACACUAAAGCCUCGGUCACAAAUGCCAUUACGAACUGCUACGAACGCCGUACAAACGAUUUUCAGACAAUGGAAAUUCGGGAAGACAAUGGAAAAACAGGGAGACUCAUACAAAAUUAUCGUUUGUACAAAUCUUUGUGACCGUAGCAUGAGGUGCCCUACCUGUACGAUGCAUUAAAUGCUCAUAAACACAAGUAAUGGAUACCGAUAUAUCUAUAUAAAAAUUCAACAUGCAAUAUAAUUUCUGGUUCAUAAUCACAGGAAAUUAACUUUCUAUUUUUCUCUCUCUCUCUCUCUCUCAUUCUCCCUCUCUCUCUCUCUCUCCCUCUUUCUCUCUCUUUCUCUCAUUCUUUGUUUUGUUUUGUUUUAUUUUAUUAUUUUGCCUCUUGAUGUAAUGAAUACAUGUCAAAGAUGUUUCCAAGGGGUGAAACCAAAUAUUUUGUAGAUGACAGUAUCUCUGAAAAAGUUAGCAAAAUAUAUAUGUAUAUUGCCAUUGUUACAUUCACAUGUUAACUUCUCCACGAUAAUCAAGUAUCGUGCCUGAAUUUUUUUGAAGACUUCAGGGCCCCCGUUCCCUAAAAAUUGUUAUCAAUAACAAGUGCUAAAUUUCUAUGACAAAGUUGCUUUUAGCCAAUCAAAUGGCACGAUUUCAGUAGCCUAUAACAGUUAUUGUAACUUGUUAUUGAUAACAAGUUUUGUGAAACAGGGGCCCAGAAUGAAGAGGCAUGUGCCCAAGUGUGGAAGAACCUUAUCAUAUUUGGGCCUCAUUGUGCUUACAUAUUUCAAGCAUUAUCACCAUUAUCAAAUAAAUAUUUUAGGAGAUGUCUAGAUCUUAUCUUGUAAAGUGUUUUAAAGAAAUGGUUGAACCAGUCACAAUCCUAGACACAAUCCAAAUGAAUAGAACUAACAAUUGAUUUUGAACAAUUAUAA
Messenger RNA from Strongylocentrotus purpuratus (purple sea urchin), 4182 nucleotides. RefSeq names its product pleckstrin homology domain-containing family M member 1. The transcript is spliced from 16 exons. The record is from RefSeq and is a predicted model, not a curated record. NCBI's taxonomy places the organism in Eukaryota, Metazoa, Echinodermata, Echinoidea, Camarodonta, Strongylocentrotidae. Bases 70 to 2829 code for a protein of 919 amino acids.